AUGGGUGCUGGUUGCAGCAUGGGGCACAAAUCCAUUUACGAGCAGAACUUCUCCAGGUUUAUGGACAGCUUCCGCACAAAGUAUAAGGCCGAGGGCGGCCCCCUGACCAGAGAAUUAACGCGAGGGGAUGAGUUCUCCCGCCAAAACAUCUUGCUAUUCCAGCAAGCUCACAAUGAAUCCGAUCACGAGAGCUAUGGGGGCAUCCCUGGGGUUACCACUAAAGCUUCCUCUCCCAUAUUCCAGACCCCAAAGACGCAAGCAGAUUAUAGAGAAAUGAUGUCACACUAUGCCCGCCACCGGAGUAACAAAGCCCUUUUGGAUCUAAUAGUUAUCACGCCUGUUUCACAGGAGUUUCUUAUUUCCCUACUGGGUGCCCUUGAAACAACAGAUGUGGCCGUCAGUCUUAACAUUACACAGCAGAAGUUUGAUAUCAUGGUAGUGAAUGCUUUCUUGGCCAUGUUAUCAACUAAUAAGUUUCUGGAGUGUCUUACCUUGAAUAAUUGCGGACUGACUGUCUCUUCAUCUAAGGUUGUUGCGUCUGCGUUCAGGGCUAUGGCAGUCAACCGUCUAGCUGCUUUAUCUACUCGUAGCACUAAGUCUGCCCGCCGCCCUCUGGACGUCAGCCUACCCGAAAUGCCCUUGAUGACAACGUUGAUGCCCUAUACCGUCCAUCCGUCGCUGAAAUACCUUGACUUGUCAUAUAACCAGUUAAACGACGACGGAGUGAUCCUGUUCAUAGAGGCAUUGCAGCACUGUAAGGAGAUAGAGUACUUAUCCCUUGCGGCCACCGGGUGCCGAGACGGUGGGGUGACUGCACUGUGCGAGUACCUGCCCUAUUUAAAACACCUAGCAUAUAUAGACCUUUCUAAAAAUCCUGGAAUAACAUCGAGUUCUGUUAAUACGUUUGUGCACGCAUUUAAAACGAACCAAACCGUGCGACAAUUGAAUCUCCACAUGUGUAAUGUGGGAGAGAACGGCCAAUACCUAGUUAGUUAUUAUCUUAGUCGCAACCAGAUCAUGCGAGAAGCUCUUGAUGACUUGAUAGACAAUGCACUAGCCCGUAUAGACAACGUGCUGGAUGGAGACAAUACAAGAAGUAAUAUCACAAGUGCUGGGCAUCCUCCUAGCAGUUUGCCAGAUGAGCUUGUUAUAUACCAAGAAAAACCACAGAUCUUUCAGGGCGCUAACCAGAUUGCUCAGGAAAACAUCCUUAGAAGGUUGCAAAACACCAAGGCGUCUAUGCAGGAUGUAAUUCUUACAGAGAUUUGCCGUAUCCUAGCUAACCCUCCUCCAAAGACAUCUACUAGCUCACUAAAAUCAUGCAGCGAGCUUGGGCUGGGUGAUCCUGAGCGGCCUCUUGAUGCUGUGCUACACGGAUUCUCUAUUUCUCAGUCAGAGACGAUUGGAAGGCGUACCGAGAUGGAGGAUGUAACUAUGAUUAUCAAGGACUUUGCAUCGUACAGGAGGGGAAGGUCUUCAUACAGAGGUGCGAAGUGCCAUGAGUCAGGACACAAAGAAAUAUUACUGGGUAUCUUCGAUGGUCACGGAGGUACUGAGUGUUCCUCUAUGGUGGGAGACCUCUUCCCAGUGGCCUUUGCAGAUGCCCUCAAUUCCGUCCUCUAUGCUGCUCAGCUCAACCACGCCUAUGAUCUCCCAGACAGCGUCUGGGAGCCGCUCUUCGUCGGGGUCUUUCUCCGUCUAGAUGAUACUCUUCGCUUAAAGAACAUACAGUCAGGAUCAACCGCAGCUAUAUGCUUUAUCCUUGACAAUCUUGUUGUGUCAGCCAAUUGUGGGGAUUCGCGCACGGUCCUCACCCGUGACGAGGCCAUGAUUAAGUCGUUUGGUUGUGACUCUAUGCUAUAUAAAGUAGAGGGGCCAACAAGAAGCUCGCGAAUCAACGAAAUAUCCAGCGGAUCUCUUCUUCAAUUAGAGCAGUCCCAGACAGCGCAGCUUUCUGGCCAUGCUAUUAUCAACUCUGCUCGGUACUUUAUGAAUCCCGAAGAGACAAGUGAGGAAGCUCUUGUGUCUGCCAAGCGACGAGGAAAACGAGUUGAAGGCCUUUCACUACGCCUUAGUAAAGACCAUAAACCCGAUGACCCCACAGAGACACGUCGAAUAGAAGCAUCGGGGGGAUACGUCCACGGAGGUCGUGUGAUGGGGACAUUGUCUGUUUGCCGAUCCUUUGGAGAUUUUGUGUACAAACCCUCCAUUUCCGUUGUCCCCUUUGUCAGUGUUUAUCACUUUCGUACCUAUGAUGCAUGGAUAGUGAUAGCAUGCGAUGGUUGCUGGGACUCAAUCAGUGAUAUUGACGCAGCAAUGCUUCUGUCUACCUGUCUAUCAUCACAAGCAGGGGCGCUUAAGCUACGUGACGAAGCAUAUCGGCUAAACAGUCAGGAUAAUAUUUCUGUCAUUACAGUUAGGCUGUAUCUUGAAUAG
Messenger RNA from Giardia duodenalis, 2436 nucleotides. Its product is annotated as Protein phosphatase 2C-like protein. Gene Ontology annotation, biological process: protein dephosphorylation. Lineage: Eukaryota; Fornicata; Diplomonadida; Hexamitidae. The transcript has a single exon. The coding region runs from base 1 to 2436 and encodes 811 amino acids. The record is from RefSeq and is a predicted model, not a curated record. Gene Ontology annotation, molecular function: cation binding; protein serine/threonine phosphatase activity; protein binding.